Coffea arabica (coffee) is the source of this 2767-nucleotide messenger RNA. The record is from RefSeq and is a predicted model, not a curated record. Lineage: Eukaryota; Viridiplantae; Streptophyta; Magnoliopsida; Gentianales; Rubiaceae.
ACCCCAAAAAAUUGCAUCUGUUCUCCAGUCUCCUCAGACUUAAAACCACUCUCCAGAAGCUUCUGUGCCAAAGCUUAAACCCUUUAAACUCCCCACCGCUUCCAACGAUUUUCGGACUGCACUCCUAAAACCCUACUCCCCCAUUGCAGACCUUUAUUUCUUCUCGCACGAUCGAACAAGCAAUUUCUACCGUAAUUCAUUCCAACCCUCUUCAAAUUUUUCGAUUCAGUAUCAUAAAGCGGUGUAGAAGAAGAUGCACAGGCUCUCUGGGCGUUCAGUUUCCACCAUCCUUCGCGCCGGUGGCUGCAGGCGUUGCCGCAAUGCUACUGCCUCAAUUUCUUCUUCCAAUAUUUUCCACAAAUCAGCUGAGGAGAAUGAUGAAAACGUGAGAUGGUACUCGGUUUUAACCACCAGACAGAUUAAUUGUGGUAAACCCAUUAAGCAACUUAACUUUGGAAGCAGCCACCAUUUGUUGAGAAUCCGUUAUGAAUCUACUGCAGCCGCAUCUGAUUCCUCUUCCAAUCCUCCACCUGAAAAGUAUGAGUACCAAGCGGAGGUGAGCCGGCUGAUGGACCUUAUUGUUAACAGUCUGUACAGUAAUAAGGAGGUGUUUCUUAGAGAGCUUAUCAGCAAUGCGAGCGAUGCCUUGGACAAGCUGCGGUUUCUUAGUGUUACAGAGCCAGAGCUUUUGAAGGAUGCUGUUGAUCUUGAUAUUCGUAUCCAAACUGAUAAAGACAAUGGCAUAGUUACAAUCACGGAUACUGGAAUUGGUAUGACCCGCGAGGAACUUGUUGACUGCCUUGGUACUAUUGCACAAAGUGGAACAGCAAAAUUCUUGAAAGCAUUGAAGGAGAGUAAGGAUUCUGGUGGUGACAGUAAUUUAAUUGGCCAAUUUGGUGUUGGAUUCUAUUCAGCUUUUCUUGUCUCUGAACGGGUUGAAGUUUCGACUAAAAGCCCAAAAUCUGAUAAACAAUAUGUAUGGGAAGGAGAGGCCAACUCUAGCUCCUAUACCAUUCGAGAGGAGACUGACCCUGCAAAGCUCGUUCCUAGAGGGACUAGACUUACUUUAUAUCUGAAGCGUGACGAUAAAGGGUUUGCUCAUCCAGAAAGAGUUCAGAAGCUUGUGAAGAACUACUCCCAAUUUGUUUCUUUCCCAAUUUACACCUGGCAAGAGAAGGGAUACACAAAAGAGGUUGAGGUGGAUGAGGACCCAUCUGAGGCCAAGAAGGAUGAUCAAGGUGACAAGACCGAGAAAAAGAAGAAGACCAAGACUGUUGUUGAGAAAUACUGGGAUUGGGACCUUACAAAUGAGACUCAACCAAUAUGGCUUCGAAAUCCUAAGGAAGUAAGCACAGAGGAGUAUAAUGAAUUCUACAAGAAGACUUUCAAUGAGUACUUGGAGCCUCUCGCAUCAACUCAUUUUACUACUGAGGGCGAAGUGGAAUUUAGGUCCAUACUUUAUGUGCCUUCAAUUGCCCCCAUGGGAAAGGAUGAUAUAAUCAAUCCCAAGACAAAGAAUAUAAGGCUCUAUGUCAAAAGGGUGUUCAUUUCAGAUGACUUUGAUGGUGAAUUGUUCCCACGGUACUUGAGCUUCAUCAAGGGUGUUGUGGACUCCAAUGACCUCCCUUUGAAUGUCUCGCGUGAAAUCCUUCAGGAAAGUCGUAUUAUACGUAUCAUGAGGAAGCGCUUGGUCCGCAAGGCAUUUGAUAUGAUCAAUGGAAUAGCAAUGAGCGAAAAUAAAGAUCUCAACCAUUCCGAAAUGGUCUUUUCUUGCCAAAAUUACACCGAGGUGCAAAAGGUGCAAUUGGCAACCAUGGAAUUCACUGAAUACGCUGUGGUUUGGUGGGACCAAAUCAAGAAGUCUAGAAGGAGAAAUGGGCUCCCUGAGUUCGUUCCAUGGCCCGAGUUUCGAGCCAUGAUGCGCACCCGCUUUGUGCCUGGACAUUACACUAGGGAUUUGUACCACCGACUACAAACCUUAGUCCAAGGCAACUGGAGUGUGGAUGAGUACCACAAGGAGAUGGAGAUCCUGAUGCUUCAAGCAGACGUACAAGAGGACCCCGAAGCCACCAUGGCCAGGUUCUUGAACGGGUUAAGACCCGAUAUUGCUGAACGAGUGGAGCUCCAACACUACAUGGAGUUGCAAGAGCUUGUCGACAAGGCCAUUAAGGACUAUGGUCAUGAUGCAAAUGGCGAGAUCGUGAGCGAGGAUGAAGCUGAGUACGAAAGCAUGCCACCCCUUGAAGGAGGUAGUGAUGGUGAGUCACCAAAUGAUGAGGAGUUUAGUGCACCGAGGGUAACUUUUGAUGGUGUGACUAACAAGUAUAGCUUCUUGUACAAUAGUAAGAAAGUCACCCUAACUCCCCUUUCUCCAAAACAAGUGCAUGACGACCAAUUGAAAUUGCAACAAGAGUUUGAGAAGUAUAGUGCAAAAAAGAAGGAAAAUGAGAAAGCCGAGGCAAAAAAGAGAGGAAAAAGGCUUUACAUAGCUCGGCAAGUGAGCAAAGAAGUAGCUCAGAAUGUGCAUGAACUUGAUACUAACUUCCCGUUUGAGGUUAAGUCUCUUUUGCAGGAAUAUGCUGAUAUCUUUCCCGAGGACAUACCAAAUGGAUUACCACUGCUUAGAGGCAUUGAGCACCAAAUAGACUUCAUACCUAGAGCUUCAUUACCAAAUCGGCCAGCUUACAAGAGCAACCCGGAGGAAACUAAGGAGUUGCAAAGGCAAGUGGAUGAGUUGCUUGCAAAGGCUGGGCACGUGAGAGUUUAA